CGCCAAAAAACAGCUGUAUAUGCGCGCUUCAUUUUCCAAAUAGAAAAAAAACCUAAUUGUUAGCGUCCUUCGUGAAAUUGUUACCUGUUCAAAUUUUUGUUAUUAAAGGAAUCGUGACUUAAAAGGUCUUGCUAUGGACCAGUCAAAGCAGGUUUUGCGAGACUACUGUGGCGAUGGCAAUAAUACCUGUGCCUCGUCCUUGAGGGAAAUCACCUUGAUCGAGACAGUGACCAGCUUUCUGGAGGAGAAUGGCGCCUCGGAAAUUGACAGGAAGGUGCUGAAGAAGCUAGCCGAGGCCCUGUCCAAGAGUAUAGAUAUCACCAGUCCGGGAGCCCUGCAAGAUGUCACCAUGGAGAACUCAUAUGCCAGUUUCGAUGCGGUGCGACCACAAAGCGGCAAUCACUCGCCCAUGGCAAUGCAAGGUCGGCCUGUGCGCGAGUUGGAGGAGCAGAUGUCCUCGCUGCGCAAGGAGAACUUCAACCUGAAGCUACGCAUCUACUUCAUGGAGGAGGGUCAGCCAGGUAACCGGACGAACAACUCCUCCGACUCCUUGAGCAAGCAGCUCAUCGAUGCCAAGAUCGAGAUCGAAAUGCUGCGAAAGACCGUCGAUGAAAAGAUGGAGCUGCUGAAGGAUGCAGCCAGGGCAAUUUCCCACCACGAGGAUGUGCAACGCAAAGCGGAACUCGAAAGCCAGAUGUUAAUCGAAGAGUUGCAGGAACAGAUUCGCUCUUACCAGCUGGCGGAGUCAUCUCAAGCUGGUGGCAGCAUUGCUGACCCGGACACCAGAAAGAUCCAACGCCUUGAGUCGGAGAUGAAAAAACUGGAGGACGAACUGCAGCAAGUCAUUACCCAGAACACAGAGGCCAAGAACGAGAUGGAGUUCGCGCUGGCCGAGCGCCUGGAAACUAUAACCGCUUGCGAGGCGAAGAUCCGUGAGCUGGCCAUAAAGAAUGCCGAACUCGUAGAGCGCCUCGAAAAAGACUCGGAAAUCGCAGAGAGUUCAAACAAGAUAAUAGAAGAGCUUAAGUCGGAGAUUGGGGAGUGUCGGGCCAACAAUCAGGAUCUGGUGGCCUCCAUUAGCAGCAUGGAUGUCGAACUGGUGCGUCGAAGCAACUCGAUGAAGGAGGUCUCCAACACGAUGGACGUACAGCGUCAGACCAUUCAGUUGUUGGAAGGCACCAUCAAGAGCAAGGAGAAGUCGAAUGCCCGCCUGCUUAAUAGCCUGCUGGAAUUUGAGGCACUGACCACCAAGCAGAAUGCGGAGUUGGAAAUCAUGCGGCAGCAGAAUGUGUACUUCCGCGAUCUCUCCGACAAUCUGCAGCAGAAGGAGCUGCGGCAAUCGGACCGCGGCGUGGCCAUCGUUCAGCCGAUGCCCACGAUGACGACGGAUGCCGCCGGGUGUCUUGUGUGGCAGUCGAGGGCCGUCGUCGCGCAAAACGCUGUGCCAUUGGAACGGCGGACAGGUGAAGACCUUGCCAACCGGCGAUCAGUGUGCUCAGCUCCUAAAACGUCGUUGUCCACAGCAGCAGCAGCAGCACCACCACCAUCAAGCGUAUCCAACACCUCAGUAUUUGCAACAGCGGGGUCACCGCCACGGCAGACAUACCACUCUGAUGGCCGUCAGUGCACCCAGUACGGCGUUCUACAACUAUUCGCUGCCAAGCUUUACUGGAUUCCGGCAGUUCCUGUGGCGCUGGGGCACGUAGCCCUCAAGCUCACCUUGCUGAUCUUGCGUUGGUACACCUGCCUUCAGAGCACCUGGGUGCCCUUGCAGACCAAGCGCGAACUGAACGCCCAACUCGCGGACAGGAUGUGCGAGCUGCAGGACGCCCAGGAGAAGCUCAAGGAGCGGGAGCGGAUCCACGAGCAGGCCUGUCGCACCAUCCAGAAACUGAUGCAGAAGCUGAGCAGUCAGGAGAAGGAGAUCAAGCGGCUGAACCAGGAGAAACAGCAGGAGCAGUCGGUCAACAAAGAGAACGACAGCGCCAAGACGACAGUUUCGCCAUCGACAACGGGUCGCUCGAUGAGUGACAACGAGGCCAGCUCCCUGGAAAUCUCCACCAACCUCAAGGUGCGCUACGAACUCAAGAUCACCGAGCAGGAGGAGAAGAUCAAGCAGCUGCAGGCGGAGGUCAAAAAGAAGACGGCCAACCUGCAGAACCUGGUCAACAAGGAGCUGUGGGAGAAGAAUCGCGAAGUGGAGCGCCUCACCAAUCUGGUGGCUAGCAAGCAAAAGGCGCUACCUCAAAUUGGCGAGGAGUCGGCCGGCGAAGCAGAUCUGCAGCAAUCCUUCACGGAGGCGGAGUACAUGAGGGCACUCGAGCGCAACAAGUUGCUGCAGCGAAAGGUGGAUGUGCUCUUCCAGCGACUGUCGGAUGAUCAGCAGAAUAGCGCGGUGAUCGGGCAGCUUCGCUUGGAAGUCCAGCAAGCUCGAACGGACUUGGAGGCUUCGGACAAGUGGCGACAGGAGUGCGUCGACGUUUGCGGUGUCCUGACCAAUCGAUUGGAGGAGCUGGCCGGCUUCCUCAACUCUCUGCUGAAGCACAAAGAUGUCCUUGGCGUGUUGGCCGCCGAUCGUCGUCACGCCAUGCGCAAAGCUGUGGAUCGCAGCUUGGAUCUCUCCAAGAGCCUAAAUAUGACCCUGAACAUAACUGGUACUUCAAUUGCUGACCAGAGCCUUGCCCAGCUGUGCAAUCUCUCCGAGAUCCUGUACACCGAAGGCGAUGUCAGCCACAAGACAUUCAAUUCCCACGAGCAGAUCCACGCCGCCAGUUCAAUGAGUCCGACGGUGGAGAACCUGAAGGCGGAGAACAAGGCUCUCAAGCGGGAGUUGGAGAAGAGACGCACCACUGAAGGACAGCAGCAGCGCAAGGAGCGACGCUCACUGCCACUGCCCUCCCAUCAGUUGGAUAACCAGAGCGAAUCGGAGGCCUGGUCAGAGCCGGAUCGCAAGGUUUCCCUGGCACGCAUUGGACUGGAUGAAACCUCCAAUAGUUUGGCCGCCCCGGAGCAGCAUGCUAGUGAGUCGGAGAGCGAGGGAAGGGCAUGUGCCACCCGGCAGGAACGCAAUCGCAACAGCGAACGCAUCGCCCAGCUGGAGGAGCAGAUUGCCCAGAAGGACGAACGCUUGCUUAACGUGCAGUGCCAGCUGGUGGAGCUGGACAACCGGUACAAACAGGAGCAACUGCGCUGUCUGGAUAUCAGCCAGCAACUGGAGCAGCUGCGAACCAUCAACGAGGCUCUGAAAGCGGACCUGCAGGCUAUUGGUUCGCACGAGGAUCAGCGGAUGGUGGAGCUGCAACGCCUGUUGGAGAUCAAGACCCAGCAGAUUGACCAAUUGAAGCUGGCGCAGAGCACCCUGACUGCGGAUGCCCAGAUCACCGAGAUGGAACUGCAGGCGGUGCAACAGCAGAUGCAGGAAAUGGAACAGCAGCACGCUGAUUCCGUGGAGCAACUGCAAUCCCAACUGGAGCAACACAAGCUGGAGGCCAUGAAGCAGUUGGAGGAGCACGAGCGUCUGCACCAGGAGGCACUCGAACGUGACUGGGUCGCAAUGACCACCUACCAGGAGCAGGCUCAACAGCUGCUGGAGCUGCAGCGAUCCCUAGACUACCACCAGGAGAACGAGAAGGAACUGAAGCAGACGCUGGUCGAAAACGAGUUGGCCACGCGGGCUCUGAAGAAGCAGCUGGACGAGAGCACCCUACAGGCUUCCAAGGCGGUGAUGGAGCGCACGAAGGCCUACAACGACAAGCUGCAGAUGGAGAAGCGCUCCGAGGAGCUGAAACUCCAACUGGAGGCUCUAAAGGAGGAACAGCGCAAGCUGCAGCAAAAGCGCUCCAACAGCAGCGAUGUCUCGCAAUCCGGUUACACAUCCGAGGAGGUGGCAGUGCCCAUGGGACCACCGGCUGGACAGGCUACAACCUCUAAGCUGGCUGCCGCUGCAGUGGUGGCCCAGAGGGUGAACAAUUCGUCCCCGGAUCUGGGCAUUGAAAGCGAUGCCGGAAGGAUUUCCAGCGUGGAGAUAUCCAAUGCCCAACGAGCAAUGCUCAAGACUGUGGAGAUGAAAACCGAGGGUGCAGGCAGCCAAAAGACAAAGCCAGAGGAAUCAAGUUCUCCCGACAGCAAACCCAAUCUGGCAGCCGGUGCAGCCACAGCCCACGACUGUGCCAAGGUAGAUCAAGAAAACGCCGAGUUGCGGCGCAAACUAAUCCGCACCAAGCGCGCAUUCGAAGACACCUACGAAAAGUUGCGUCUGGCUAACAAAGCAAAAGCACAAGUCGAGAAAGACAUCAAAAAUCAAAUACUAAAAACGCACAACGUGCUGCGAAACGUUCGCUCAAACAUGGAGAAUGAGUUAUAACGAUCGCGCCAACGUCCAGUAUAUCAGCAUUAACCCGAGAGGCCAUUUACCCAAUAUUCAUUUGCCAUUUGCAAUUUUUUCUUGCCAUUUUCAUUUCUUGUCUGUAUUGUAUUUUGUUGUCUCGUUGCUAACUUGAUAUUGAUUUAUUUAUAUUUCUUGUGUUUAAAGAGAACGAAACAACGAAGUUAUUAAUACGAAAUAUCCAUGCAUUUUCUAAAGACUGUUGAGGGAAUCGAACCCAUUGAAUGGAAUAUCACACCUGUUUUAAGCACAACACCUCAAGUUAACGAAAUAACUGAGUGCUGACAAAAUGUAUCUAACCCGGCGCACUCAUUCAUAUUGAAUGACACAUGUAAAUUAGACUGUAUAUAUCCUCAUAGUACCUAAACAUUUACGAAUAUUAUCUAGCAUACUCCUCAUGAUUCUUGUGUCUGAUAACCCCAAUUUUUUUGAUCUUUUGCGUGUAGCUACUGCUUGACUUAUGAACUAUCCUACUGCUUAAAUGCUCUUAAUCCUGAUUUCAGUUAAUCAUCGAAACGGAUAUUGAAAUAAUUGUUUGACUUACCCGCCAAAAACGGUUUAACCACGUUGCCAUCCAAUAAUUUUCUUUCGAAGCAUCCCUUUGUACAAUGUGUAAAAAGUAGUGUGCGGUGUCCUGGAGAACAAGACCUAGAACUUAAGUGAUUUGUACCCUGUCGUUUUAUGGAAUAAACAAUUGCGUUAGAAUUAAA
Molecule: messenger RNA, 5094 nt
Organism: Drosophila ficusphila
Lineage: Eukaryota; Metazoa; Arthropoda; Insecta; Diptera; Drosophilidae
Gene: cnn
Product: centrosomin
Exons: 10
Coding region: 134-4363 (1409 amino acids)
Cellular component (GO): microtubule organizing center
Source: RefSeq, a predicted model, not a curated record